CAUCAUCAAGUGACGGCUUUCGCCGAAAGAAUCAGCGGUUUACGUAGUGAAAAAUUGUACCGAUUACCGUGUUUGCCACAUCCUGUAGCGCGUGAUCGAUUGAGAACCGUUGCGAGUGGUUUCCAGCCUGUCGGAACAGCGCAAUCAGCGAACGAAAACAGCAUCUACCAACCAUCGCAUUAUUUGUUUGUUUGCCAGCUUUGGCCGUACUGAGCUGCAAACACACAUUGACUUUGCGGUCUCUAUACAACGAUUUCACGAUGACAAAGAUAAAGCGGUUCAUUAACCGGAAUCUCGUGACGAUCGUGAUGAUUCCCUCACUGUUCGGUCUGCACUGGGCGUGGAAUAAUUUGCAGCACAACACGGCGCUGGUUUCGGAAAGCGAGCGCCGGGACCUACCGAUCGCGAUAGCAGCGAAAGCCUUUUGGGAACGUGUGGACAGUAAAGCGGAUCUGGGGCAAGAUAAAUAGCCAUCAGUCCCGUCCCACCAGCAGUUGACUUCUUUCGAUGUAGUGGUUGCCUACAUUUGGUCGAACGGUUUCGACGUAAAAAUGACUACGAGGACGUCAUUGAGAGAUGUGGAAAAUAUACUGCGCUUGGCAUAGUUCUCGUUUGUUUCUGGU
This is a messenger RNA of Anopheles bellator, 623 nucleotides long. RefSeq lists its product as uncharacterized. The transcript has 2 exons. NCBI's taxonomy places the organism in Eukaryota, Metazoa, Arthropoda, Insecta, Diptera, Culicidae. The record is from RefSeq and is a predicted model, not a curated record. Bases 261 to 470 code for a protein of 69 amino acids.